AUGCCUAACAUCACGGAUGUAGAUAUCUUGCAGUACGCUCUAACGCUUGAGCAUCUUGAGGACAAGUUCUACCGCGAAGGCCUCGCCAACUUCACCUUGGAACACUUCAAGAAAGCCGGCUACGACGACACUUUCUACAACAACCUGAAGGAGGUCUCCUACGACGAGACGACGCACGUUUCUUUCCUCACCCAGGCACUCAUAGCCGCCAACGCAACCCCCGUCCAAGAAUGCACCUACGCCUUCAGCGUCCCCUCAGUCCCCGCCUUCCUCGCCACCGCCUCCAUCCUCGAGGGCGUCGGCGUAUCCGCCUACCUCGGCGCCGCCGCCUCCAUAAUGCAGAAAGCGUACCUCACGGCCGCAGGCUCCAUCCUGACCGUCGAAUCGCGCCACUCGGCCUACCUGCGCGCCGCCGGGACCCGCCAGGCCCCCUUCCCGCAGGCCUUCGACGCCCCGCUCACGCUCGACCAGGUCUACACGCUGGCCGCGCCGUUCAUCGUCGCGUGCCCCGCUGCCAACGGCAUGCUGCCCGUCAAGGCGUUUCCGGUGCUGAGUCUUGCUCCGGAGUGCGGCGGCGUGCGGUCGAAUGGGACGAUUGCGCUUGUGGCGAGGGAGGCUGUUGUGGGCGCCGGGCCGUGGUUUGCGGCGUGGAUUGGUGUCGAGGGGCCGACGUUUGUGCCGGCGACGCUGGAGGGGGAGGGCAGGUUCGUGACUGUGGUGCCGCCGGGGUUCCAUGGGCAGAGCUAUGUGGUUGUCUCGAAGCAGGAGGGGUGUGUGACGGAUGAUUGCGUUGUUGCUGGGCCGGCGGUUGUGGAGGUUGUGGGGGCGAAUGGUAUGGCGGUGUAG
Molecule: messenger RNA, 846 nt
Organism: Trematosphaeria pertusa
Lineage: Eukaryota; Fungi; Ascomycota; Dothideomycetes; Pleosporales; Trematosphaeriaceae
Exons: 3
Coding region: 1-846 (281 amino acids)
Source: RefSeq, a predicted model, not a curated record